AUGUCCCGAGCUACAGCAACAGUUCGGUCGCUGCGACGUAUUCUUAGCCGCAUGCACGAGCGGACAGUCACUGCACCAGAGAAGGCUCACUUCACUUCGCUGGCUCUGGUCCGAUUCACCUGUCCUCAGACACCUUCAUCACGCUCAGCGGCAGCUCACUCGCACCCCACAUCCUCGGCAUCGAACUCAUCUGCAAAUCCUCGCUUCCUCACAACAACCGCUCGUUUACACAAGGGCCUACGACCAGAGACCUCUGACCCAGCACCACCAAAUCCCGAGGCGCAGACCACAGCCUCCGCCGCAGACGAACCAACGCCGCUCGACAACGAGACCUAUCAUGAGCUCUCCGAUGACUACCUCGACCGUCUGGUCUCUGCACUUGAAGAGAAGGCCGAGGCCAAUGCCGAAUACGACGUUGAAUACAGUGCUGGCGUUCUAAAAUGUGAAACACCUCAAGGCACAUGGGUCAUCAACAAGCAACCACCAAAUAAGCAAAUCUGGCUGUCGAGUCCCCUUUCCGGUCCCAAACGUUACGACUAUCAAGCUCCUGGCGCUGGGCAGGAUGCGAAGGAGGGCACAGAUGCUGCAUCCUUGAGUGUCGAUGUUGAGGGCAAGAUCACGGACUACGAUCACGGAGGCAGGUGGGUCUACCUGAGGGAUGGCUCAGGGCUGAGCGAAUUGCUGAAGAACGAACUCGAGCUCGACGUGCCAAAGUCAUUGGAUGGCUGA
Messenger RNA from Cyphellophora attinorum, 729 nucleotides. Its product is annotated as Frataxin-like protein. Gene Ontology annotation, molecular function: iron chaperone activity; ferric iron binding; ferrous iron binding. The transcript has 2 exons. Gene Ontology annotation, biological process: intracellular iron ion homeostasis; iron incorporation into metallo-sulfur cluster. Gene Ontology annotation, cellular component: mitochondrion. The coding region runs from base 1 to 729 and encodes 242 amino acids. NCBI's taxonomy places the organism in Eukaryota, Fungi, Ascomycota, Eurotiomycetes, Chaetothyriales, Cyphellophoraceae. The record is from RefSeq and is a predicted model, not a curated record.